AUGACAAACACACAUUGGACACCCGAAGAGACCAUCCAGCUCUUUAUCCAGGUUGCCCGACAUGGCAAUCUGUCAGGCGCUUGGCCGUCUCAGAACAACCAGCAGGAUGCCAACCAGAAACAAGGGAACCCGUGUGGAAAGGUCAAAGACUGGAAGAUCGUGAUUGCCGCAAUGCCGGCACCUCCACGCAAGUCCGCUGCUUACCAUUCCAAGUGGUCCAAGAUGGCCAACGAAAUCUACCAUGCCACUGCUGGCAUGACCUUUCGCGACAAGGAGGAUCGUGAUCAUCCCAAGGAUCCUGAUCAUCACAAGCUGCUGGUUCGUGCUGCUGCCCUUGGCUACAUGGUCGGCCCGAUCUGGAUUCAGCCCAGGUACAACGCCCCUCCUCCUCCUCCCGGCAGUUUCCCUCUCGUCCCUCCCCUUGCGGCCGCCGAGGCUGCUUCCGCCGCCGCUGACGCUGUUGCUACCGCUGGAGGUUCUGGUGGUCGUGCCCGUGCUGCUGCUGCUGCUUCCGCCGCCGCCGCUUCUGCUGCUGCUUCCGGCGCUCCUGCUGCCGCUGCUGCUACUGCUGCUCCUUCCGCCGACCAGGAGGUGGCCAUGGCCGACAUGGAAGUCGACGAAGAGUACUACGACGACGUUCCCGCCGCCGCCGUCGCCGCCAACCCUUUCGCGGCUUUCUCGUCCGGCCCGGCUCCUGCCCCUGCCCCCGCCCCUGCCCUUGCCCCGAGCCCCGUCGGCUUUCCUCCCCCUCCCCGUUGGCCCGACACGGUCGAGCUGGGUGGUCCUUAUUUGGACCACAUAAUGCAGUUCCCGUGGGACUGGCGUCAGGAGUACCGCCGGGCUCUGCAGGAGGAGCUCGAUGAGCUGGACCGUCGCGAAGGCGAGGUCCAGUUCAACGAGUUUUUGUAG
Messenger RNA from Pestalotiopsis fici W106-1, 909 nucleotides. RefSeq lists its product as uncharacterized. The transcript is spliced from 4 exons. The coding region runs from base 1 to 909 and encodes 302 amino acids. The record is from RefSeq and is a predicted model, not a curated record. Lineage: Eukaryota; Fungi; Ascomycota; Sordariomycetes; Amphisphaeriales; Sporocadaceae.